CGUCGAGUCGUCGAGCCAUGGCGCUUCAAGACGUGUUCGAGAAUUUCAAGAAAAGCAAGGCUGUGCUGAAAAAAGUUCACGAUGACACAGUAGAAUACUUCGGUGAAAUCGUUCGAAAGCUUUCCGAUAAAGGCACUGCAGAUAUUGCAGAAGAACUUCGCUACAAAACCUUAGCCGUGCAAGCUUCUCCAAACGAAGUUCAAGUAAUGGUUCAAACAGCGGCAAUGGCGGAUGUUCAUCUGGAGUUCGAUAACGCCCUUGCUGAACUGCUUUACACAGCUAAGGAGAAGAAGAAAGUUACCGAUUUGUUUGAUCAGGAGCCGGCACUCAUUUUUGUCGGGCAAACCAACUGCGGAAAAAGCUCCAUAAUCAACGAGCUCCUAGGUUGUAAAGCGCUUCCUACAUCAGAUCAACCGAGCACCGCGAGAAUUGUUCGCGUUUGCCACGCCGAGGAGCCUUAUUGUCGCCUGGUUGACAUAGAUGGUAAAACCUUGGAAGAGAUAAAGAUGAAAGGCAAGAAUGGAAACAUAAUCCCUCGAAAGAAGAUCGAGCUCAAAUCAGAGGAUCGUGGUGACCCUAGUAAAGUGGGAGCGAUCGUGGAGACCGGUUUAAAUAUCGAGUUCUUGAAGUGUGGUGUAACCAUCAUUGACUCCCCUGGAAGAAAUGAAAAUAAAGCGCUGGACAACUUGGUAAAAAAGCAGCUGGAAAAUCCCCAGGCGUUUGUUAUUUACGUGGUGGAUGGACAUGAUCUCUUUACUGAGCAGGAUAGAGAGGUCCUGAAUGAAAUGACAUCCACAGGGACCGAUUCAACGAUUUUUUUCGUUGUUAGCAAACUGGAACCAGAAGAUCGUACCGAAUCAUCAGAUGAGGACGAUGAAUCAAGCCGUCAUGCAGCAUCAGCGAAGGCACGGAAAAUGCGAGAGAAGGAAAGAGAAGUACAGGAAAGAAAGAAGACACGGGUGUACGAGCGGCUUGUCAAAAACGGCCAUUUUUCUUCUCAACAGCCCAUGAAUCAAAACGAGCAAUUCCAUGGGUUGUCAGCUUGGCGCAUUAAGAAGUACCACGCUAUGAAGAAGAAAAAUCCCAAAGCUUCUUUCGAGGAGUUUACGGAUUACACGGAAGCCUUUGAAAGAUUUCAAAACAGCUUGAAAAAGUUCGCUGAAGAAUCUCUUCGUGCAAGGGUCGAGUGUGUGUGCAAAACCCUCGUGCGUGUUCUAUCCAGAUGCCUGGAUUUCUUCAUUCAGAAAGCCAAUGUUUUGAAAAGGGGAAAGAAGCAAAUAUUGAAGACGUUGGAAAGACUUUUGCACGAGGAACAGCAAGUUCACGAGAACAUAAUCCGCGAUCUGCAGGACGAAAAGCGGGCCAUAUAUAUACAAGAACUGCUCAGUGAUGCCAUAAUUGGAGCUAGAGAUGACAUCCUAAAAGAGGCAGGAGAUUUUGAAUACGCUUUGACCGAAUUUUCCAUUCCGUCAAGUGGCCAUGUAAAAGAGAAAGCAGCUGUGACUUGCUGUCAGGACCAGAUUGAGCGGAUGGUGGUCAACAAACUCCAGGGAGAGAUCAAUCAAACGUUAACAAUGAUUUUCCGCUCCAGAGAUCUGUUCCUUGUUCACCUCAAAGACGACGUAGAGCAAAUUCAAAGAGAAAUUACCAGAGAUAAUGAAAUUCCAUCGGCAGCAAUAGCUCUUGGCAAAAGCCUUCUUUCUUCUUACGAAGCUCAAAUCACGUUUUCACAACACGACGGAACUUUUUCCCAUUUCAUAAAGAAAUCAAUCGGGUGGUUUUACAAGGUGAUUUGUAAUCCGAUCGGCACACUUACGAAGGCCAUCAGUGGAGAGGUUCCUGUUGGCUCGAAGAAAUGGAAGACAAAUGUUGCUUCAGAUGUCCUCGCGAAAGUAGAUCCAUCUGACAUGGCUCAGACAAUCACCACCAGCUUGAAACAGCACUUUUGUAAAUGCCAUAAAGAGUUCACCGGUGAAAUAGAAAAAGUCCAAGGACUGUUCGAUCGCGGACAGACCAUCAAGGAUAUGCAGAGGGAAACUGUUCUUGGCUUUGCUCCCAGUCUUGCUCUUCUUGAGAUGCUGGCAUAUGGUGUCAUGGACAGGUUCAAGUUUGGUUUUCCAGCUAAAGGAGAGCGCAUUGGGACCGGUGCACAGGGCGAGGUCUUCGCCUGUGACAACAUUAAAACUCCAGAAGGAAGGCCCUGUGUUGUUAAGGUGGUAAGUGUCGCUUCAGAGGAGGUGCUCAAGGACUUGACCCUGGAACUUCAUAGUACCAGAGCUCUCCACCAUCCGAACAUUCUACCAGUUAUGUGCACCGUAGUGGAGUCCAACCCAACUCGUGGCCUUUCUGUGCAACUUGUCUCGGAGCGAAUGAGAUGCGAUCUUGAUGAUGGCUUAGCGGGUAUACCCUCCCUGAGAAAGAGGCUUGAGAUAGCUCUUGGCGUUGCCAAAGCCUUGCAGUAUCUUCACGGAGAGGAGCUGAUCCAUCGCGAUGUUAAAAUGCAAAACGUCUUGUUGGACGAGAAAAACAACGCCAAGUUAACAGAUCUGGGUCUCUGUAAACCCGAGGGUCUCAUCAAUAACUCGUUGGUUGGUACUCCUCUCAAUAUGGCGCCCGAAAUGAUGAAACAACAGUACGACAAAUCCAUUGAUGUGUAUGCGUUCGGUAUGUUGCUCUGGCGAGUGUGCGAAGGCCAGGGCAACCUACCAAAGAAUAUACACCGCCACUUUAACCCUCUGGUUAUGCUCGUGAUGAAUGCAUGUGACAACAAGACGCCAGAGAGAUUGGACGUGUUUCCAGAACAAUGCUGGCAACUCAUGGAAAGGUGCUGGAAUCAGGAUCCCGAAGCAAGGCCAUCAUUCGACAUCGUGGUUGGGGACUUGGAAGCGUUCCUAGCGGAGAUGCGGGAUCAGUAGUAGCCGUAUGGGGCAUAAUUGAUUCUGCAUCUAUUAAAAAAAAAACUUAAUUCAUCUUUUUUAUUUGUACAAGAAACGAGACUAAGCACUGAUAACGCGAUCCGUACCUCGGUAUAAACGAAAGCAACUCUACCUUCCGCUCAGCUGACGCUGAGCCAUAUUGUACCGAAAAAACGGGAAUUCCCCCCCCCACCCCUCACCCCUGGCAUACUUAGAAAACAUAUGCAUACGACACCAAUAUGCGCACUACGAAUAAGGAACUUAGUUGCGCAAUUGCCUUUGAUUACACGACCUCUCCAGUAAUGUUGUGCUAAUCUUGUGACUAAAUUUUGUAUUGUUAGCCCUUAGUAAAGAGUUUGUAAUAAAUUACUUGUAAAGUUGGAACCUUCGAGCUGGAAGUGUGACGCCCUCUAACCGAUUUAGUACCCUUCGGGCGACACAUUACAGCUGACGAUCGAUCACACGCCUGCUUCAAAAACACGGCACUUGUACUGUAGUUUCUCUAAGUAGAGGCACAGACGGGAAAGUGGGGGCUUCUGCUGAUAGUCUACCACAACUGAACCAGUUACCAAUUUCCUCGAAUGAGCGCUCGCCCGGCUAAAUAGAGGGGGGGGGGCUCAUUGAAAGGGGGCCCCUUACUGAGUGAGCGCAGAAAAAAAAAGCAAAUAAAUAAAGAACACUGCACGCAUAAGGAGAUAGAAAUAACUGGAGGUGACUUUAACAGAAAAGAAACCACUCUCUGGUGCUGAUUCUGCUGUUGUUAAAGCUUAAAAAGUCAUAAAUAAAGUGGCAUUAGAAGCAGGUUUUCCUUGUAACCCCACAGUAGAAAGUGAGGAAUGAGCAACGCUAAUUCGAUGGGCGCACUUGCAUAACAUUGUGCCUUGGGUAAGAGCGCCUAUUCAAGGUAUACGGUAUAUCCAGCACACAUUUUUUUGAGGUUCCACUACUGUUUUGUUCUAUGAAUUAACUCCCAUUGUCCUUGUAAAGGCGGUUCGUUGUUCCAGUUGAAAAGUCGGGAAACAGAGUAUAGUAUACAGCUUCCCUAAAGCCUACCAGGGGUAGUAGAUCUAAAAGAGUUUUUCCUCUAACAUAACCAAGCGUGCGGUGGUGGGGAAGGGAAGUUUGAGUGGGUUUGUUGAAAUAUUCAUUCAAUUUUCAGUUAGCGAGCACUUAACCCUUUAACUCUCAUGAUUGACCAAGAGAGAACUUCUCCUUACAACAUCAGUACGUUAUUCAGAAGAAAA
Pocillopora verrucosa is the source of this 4159-nucleotide messenger RNA. Its product is annotated as dual serine/threonine and tyrosine protein kinase-like. The record is from RefSeq and is a predicted model, not a curated record. Gene Ontology annotation, cellular component: cytoplasm. Gene Ontology annotation, molecular function: protein kinase activity; ATP binding. Lineage: Eukaryota; Metazoa; Cnidaria; Anthozoa; Scleractinia; Pocilloporidae. Gene Ontology annotation, biological process: negative regulation of apoptotic process; positive regulation of ERK1 and ERK2 cascade; cellular response to fibroblast growth factor stimulus.